CGUGUCAUAAAUCAGCUCAGGUGGGUGUCCCGGGCGUGACGUCAGCGCUGGGUAAACAAACGCGCUCCCGCGAGCGCUCCGGUAAGGUUAAGUUCAGUUAAAGUUAAACUUUCAGCUCGCGAGGAAAAUGUCCGUGAGCUUCCUGCUGGACGCGGCCAUGUACGGCAACCCCGCGAGACACCUGAAUCUUGGCCAGCCGCACCUGAACGUGUACCCGCCCGCGCCGUACGCAGACUACAGCGGGUACCCCGCGGCUCCGGCGCUUGGGGGUGACCUGUACCACACCGCCGGCGCAUGGAGUCCCGGCUUUGGCCCCGGCUCGCGCGACGACUGGCCGCAGCUCUACGGCCACGGGACGGGUCACCCGCUCCCGGUGAACAGCGCGGAGGUCAGCGGCACUCUGUCGGUGGAGCAGGAGGUGCUGAGCGGCGCUGCGAGCGCGCCGGUGGAGAGAGAGGAGCCGCCGGACUGGAUGAGACGCGCCGCGCCUCCCGCGAACCCGGGAGGAAAGACCCGGACGAAGGACAAAUACAGAGUUGUGUACAGUGAUGUCCAGCGCUUGGAGCUAGAGAAGGAAUUUCAUUUCAGCCGCUACAUCACCAUCAGACGGAAGGCGGAGCUUGCGGUGGCCCUGAGCCUAUCAGAACGCCAGGUGAAGAUCUGGUUUCAAAACAGAAGAGCCAAAGAAAGGAAAAUGAACAAGAAGCGACUCCAGCAGACUCAGCAGAGCUCCACGUCCACAGCGGUCAGCGCAUCUGGCCACGCACACACUGCCAUGGUCAGCAGCACCAAUAACGGCUUGAUGACAGACAAUAUAUCCACCAGCAUCAAAGAGGAAUACUGACAACUCUUCCAAACAGAAGGAUAAACAGUACAUGUUUACACGGUUUCAGUGACGCUCAGCCGAGCGUGCAUAUUGCACUACACGAAUGACACGCAAACAUGUUUUAUUGUGAAUAACGUGCACAGUAUUUCAAUUUUUGUAAACAAUGAUGAUCUCAGAGUAUGUUGCAUAAUGCUUUCUUAAUUUCUAUACUGCUUUUGAUAUGACCUCACUGAACUACUGAACUACUGAUGAUGAUUUGAUGACUUUAUUUGUAUCACUACUGCUUUGCUUUACUAUGUAAAAUAUUUUACACCUACUGGAUGAUGGAAAAAAUGACUUCUUUUGUUAAAAAUAGAGUGAACUGGUGCCUCUGUGUAAUCCUUCAUUAGUAAAAAAUAAAAAAGAGCAUAAU
Molecule: messenger RNA, 1238 nt
Organism: Carassius carassius (crucian carp)
Lineage: Eukaryota; Metazoa; Chordata; Actinopteri; Cypriniformes; Cyprinidae
Product: homeobox protein CDX-1-like
Exons: 3
Coding region: 128-844 (238 amino acids)
Biological process (GO): anterior/posterior axis specification; cell differentiation; animal organ morphogenesis
Cellular component (GO): nucleus
Molecular function (GO): RNA polymerase II transcription regulatory region sequence-specific DNA binding; DNA-binding transcription factor activity, RNA polymerase II-specific
Source: RefSeq, a predicted model, not a curated record